ACCCCAAACCCUGGAUAGGGAGGGCGAGCUAGGAGACGAAAGGAGGAUGGACAUGUCGUGGGUGGGCGAGCUGCGGGCCUUCGUGGAGGCUUGCAAGAAGGACCCGGCGCUGCUCGUCGACCCCAGCCUCGCCUUCUUGCGGGACUACCUCACCAGUCUCGGCGCCGACCUCCCCGCCGCCGCAGCUGCCAAAUCCGGCCCCAAGGUCCCUACCCACCCCACUCCCUUGAUUUCUGUUCCGAUCAACGAGGAGGACGGCACGGACAUGCGGGACCCCACCGUGGAGACCGACGAGCUCGACGCGGACAUCGUCGAGUCCGAUCUCGAGCUGGAGGGGGACGUCGUCCAGCCCGACCACAGCGACGCUCCCCAGAAGAUGGGGGAUCCUUCGUUCGAGGUGACUGAGGAGAGUCGCGAUGCAUCCCAGAAAGAAAAGGGCAUGGCGACGGAGGCAAUAUCAGAAGGGAAACUGCAAGAAGCUGUCGAGCAUCUUACCAAGGCAAUCCUCCUGAAUCCAACCUCUGCAAUGAUGUAUGCUACUAGAGCAUCUGUGUUCAAUAAAAUGAAGAAAUCUGCUGCUGCUACAGGUGAAAACUAUAUCAACCCUGACUCUGCAAAAGGCUACAAGACUCGUGGAAUGGCUAAUUCUAUGCUGGGCAAGUGGGAGGAAGCUGCUCGUGAUCUGCAUGCCGCGUCAAACAUUGAUUACAAUGAUGAGAUCAAAGCUACCCUCAAGAAGGUGGAGCCUAAUGCACACAAGAUAGUGGAGCACCGCAGGAAGUAUGACAGGCUCUGGAAAGAGAGGAAUGACAAGAAAUCUGAGCGUGACCGGCUUCGUCGACGUGCUGAGGCACAGGCUGCUUAUGAGAAGGCAAAGAGGAGCGAGCAGUCACCAAGUGGAGGCAUGCCUUGUGGUUUCCCUGGCGGUGGUAUGCCUGGAGGAAUGCAUGGUGACUUUCUUGGAACUGCCAAGAGGCUGCUGUGUUCCACAGCAUCAGCUGAAUACAUAUCUGAGGUCCUCGAUGACGACAAUAUAAGUUCCUCACAAGUGCCAGCAACCCCGCUGGACAGUGAUGACCUCCUGGAGGUGAUCAUCCUCCACCUCCCUCGUCAGCCGUCCUCCCUCCCCCACGCCUCCCUUGUCUGCAAGCGCUGGCACAGCCUCCUCUCCGAUCAGAAGUUCACAGCAUGCUACCGCAAACACCACCGGAAGGCUCCUCUAUUGGGCUUCUUUGCUGGGUUUGAUGUAACGGGGCUCAACUUCGUUCCUUUCCCCGACACGGAACCCAACAGCAUCCCCAUCCCCACCGAGCGCUUUGCCGUGCCCAAGAGCAGCAGACCCUCCUACUUCUGGAGCUUCUUGGCAGUGGCGGAGCCAGCGUUGAACCAUUGGGUUCAGAUGAACCCAAUGAGAUUCGCUACCUACGUGCAUGUCAUGUACGACAUAUAAGGCUUAACCCCGAUAAAAAAUUA
Messenger RNA from Triticum aestivum (bread wheat), 1473 nucleotides. RefSeq names its product FAM10 family protein At4g22670. NCBI's taxonomy places the organism in Eukaryota, Viridiplantae, Streptophyta, Magnoliopsida, Poales, Poaceae. Gene Ontology annotation, molecular function: protein dimerization activity; Hsp70 protein binding. Gene Ontology annotation, cellular component: histone deacetylase complex. Bases 47 to 1450 code for a protein of 467 amino acids. The record is from RefSeq and is a predicted model, not a curated record. The transcript has 6 exons.